AUGGGUGUAGCUUCUAUUUUGUUGGCUGGAUUUGGUUCCUCUGUCUAUCAUUUUUCUGCUGACUUCUUUACGAUAUUUUUCUGCCUGCUUGUGGCCGUAUUUUCUCAUUUGACUCUUCAGUCGCCUAUGAUGCCAAAUAACAGGAAGCUAUGCCCCAAUAUUGGAUGGUUUUGGGUGCAUAACUGUAAUAACUGCGGAGAAUGGGAGGUUGUUGUUGUUCUUCCAGAAAAGCUCAUAUGCAACUGCACGGAGCACCUGUGUAUUUCUAUGUCCUGUCCACCAGUUUUGGAAGAGCAAGAGUCCUUAAGAUCUCAUGAUGUCGCAGCCUCUGCACUCAGUGCAGGACUCCUGGUUCAUUGGGAUCUGGAAGCAUCAACACCAGACACUUACAGACCCCCUCCUCCACCGUUGCCAUAUGAUAUGGUCUUUGGAUGUUCACGAUCAACAGAUUCUGAUUCUGUCAGGGAAACAAUCAGUUGCAGUAGUUUUGAUACAUCAGCUACUUGUGGAGAUCUUGGGGAAUCAGACUGCAAAGUUCAAGAAAGUUCUUUGAAUACCUCACCAAAGAAGUUAGAACUUUCACAAUCAAAUGAACCUCAUGUUUUAGCAAAAGAAGACGAGGAUGUCUGUCCCAUUUGUCUUGAAGGUGCUGUACCAUCAGUAGCUCAGGGAACUAAUUCUUUUGUUGUAUGA
Prunus armeniaca (apricot) is the source of this 693-nucleotide messenger RNA. The record is from the annotation of a GenBank genome assembly. NCBI's taxonomy places the organism in Eukaryota, Viridiplantae, Streptophyta, Magnoliopsida, Rosales, Rosaceae.